Molecule: messenger RNA, 2154 nt
Organism: Candida albicans SC5314
Lineage: Eukaryota; Fungi; Ascomycota; Pichiomycetes; Serinales; Debaryomycetaceae
Exons: 1
Coding region: 1-2154 (717 amino acids)
Cellular component (GO): U2AF complex; U2-type prespliceosome; commitment complex
Molecular function (GO): pre-mRNA 3'-splice site binding; poly-pyrimidine tract binding
Source: RefSeq, a predicted model, not a curated record
AUGUCGUCAUCGUCUCAACGACAAGCUAAUAGCUAUUCACGAAGAGCACCUUUCCAUGAUGAUACUAACAAUCAAUCAUCAUUCCGAAACCAGCCCAAUAGAAAUGAGCCACCAUUGAAUCGCGGACGAGGCUAUAAUGAACAUCAAGGUAGAAGAAGUGAUGCAAUGCCAAACAGAGGGGAUCCUAGACGCCCAGACAAUUGCAAUGACGGCUAUAAUGAUAGAAGAGAUGAUGGAAGAGGCGACAAGAAUAAGAGGUUUCAACACCCAGGGCGAUCUGAGGAACAACCAAAAUAUUUUGGACGGGGUAAUCGAGAAUCGUCACAACACCAAUCACCUCAGUCGCUGAGACAUUCCGGGAGAGAAGGGCAAGGGCAAGGGCCAGACAGAAAUAGAAACGAUCAAAGAUAUGACCCCAGACGCAAUGACGGUAGAACAGGUAAUAAUCCACCACACUAUAAACCAAACAGAUCAAAUGAUGUCCCAAUUGCGAAUCGAGGUACGAAAAGAUCAAAUCAAGAGCAUGACGCAGGGCCUUUUAAACAACCAAGACUUUCUGAUGAGUAUACUCAAAGAUCACAGCAACAACAAUUUUCUUCCCGUAAACCUUACAACAAUAAACCAGAUCAAAAGAAUGGUUCCAAUCGCAAAUCCGACUCGAAAUUUUCUCAACCCAAAUUUCAAAAAUCACGUUCGUCUUUUCAAAACCGAGGCAGAGGUAAUGAUUGGGAUCGUUCUGGAGAGGCAUAUACACCAUCAUCCAAAAGAAGUGACAAUCCAAAUUUUUCUGGGCAGCGUAAAUUUGAACCGCAAUCAAGCUUAGCAAGAGCACGUACUAUUUCAGUUGCUAAACCUAAACUGAUAAAUGAAAUUUUAAAAGAGAUCGACCGUUUGCAAAACCGUGUACAAGACCUUCAGUCUGUUCAACCAAUAGAAGAAGUCAAAGUUAUUGAUUCAAGAUGGAAUAAAGUCCCUGAAGGAUUUGAGAAUUUGUCUGCUGCCAGAGCAAAGUUGUCAGGGUUGUUUCCACUUCCAGGAUACCCACGUCCAAUUGAUUUCACCAAAUUAGAAGGUACAAUUAAAAAUAGAUUGAAUAAUUCCGAUGACAUUUUGAAUGAAACUUCUAGGAUUGAUCCCGUUGAUUCGAAAGCCGCCAGAACGUUGAUUGUCAAAAAUGAUUUAUCACAAAUAAGUCACUUGAAGCUUGUUGAGUUUUUCAAUGAUUAUUUGAAAGCUAUAGAUUUUGAAAAAGGGUCUUCCAAUAACAUUAAGAAGCAGAAAAAAGCUCAAGACAAUAAAUUUAUGAUCAUUGAAUUUAACAAUGCAGAAUGUGCAACUAUCAUAUACUCCUUGAAUGAAACGGAAUUAUUGUUUAAUGCUUACAAAGAAGAGAAGGUUCCUGCACGACAAAUGGAGAAAUUUAAGUUAUUGAUUGCUAGACCUAGUGAGUACGUAGUUCAAGAUUUGGAGCCUGUUAAAUCAGAUGAGAUUGAAGAAGUUGUGAGAGAUAAUUCAAGAAAAAUUUCCUUGACGAUUGUACCUAACGCAACACCGAGCAAAGUUAUUGAAUCAUUAGAAAAGAAUGUUGGCGCAUUGCAAGGAAUUCAGUUUUUAAGACAAAAGGGAACUAAGAAUUUGCUUGGGUUGGUAUUUGUUGAAUUCAAAGACUCCUCUAAUGAUGUGAUUGGCAAAUUGAGGAGAUUGCCAUUUAUAACUCGUGCGUUCCAUUCAUGUAUCUUGCCUAAUAAGACGCCAAUUCAAAAGGGCCCUAUCGAUUUCCAUAGUUUGAAAAACUUGGUGGAAAAUAAGAAUGUGGCGCCACAUCCGCUGCUGAGAGUUAUUAGAUUGUUAAAUGCAGUCACUGAAUCAGAAUUAGCAGAUGAUGCCACCUACAGUUUUAUCAGAAAUGAUAUGUAUAAUGAGGCAUCUAAAUAUGGUGAGGUUGUAAAUGUCAGAAUUCCUAGACCAUCACGUAAUCAUACGCCUGGAAUUUUACAGUUCAACACUUCCACAGGUUUAGGCACUAUAUACAUCGAAUUUAAAGAUGAAAAGAUCGCAUUGGCGGCCAUGAUGGAGUUGGCAGGUAAACUGUACAACGAUAGAACGGUGUUGGCUACUUUCUAUGAUUUUGAUGAUUUUUUGAUGGGAAUAUAG